Molecule: messenger RNA, 1768 nt
Organism: Trichophyton rubrum CBS 118892
Lineage: Eukaryota; Fungi; Ascomycota; Eurotiomycetes; Onygenales; Arthrodermataceae
Exons: 2
Coding region: 78-1145 (355 amino acids)
Biological process (GO): ribosomal large subunit assembly; rRNA processing
Cellular component (GO): nucleolus
Molecular function (GO): 5S rRNA binding
Source: RefSeq, a predicted model, not a curated record
AUUGCAACAGCGGAUAAUAACACGAACGAUCUCUUCUAGCCAGUUUUCUUUUAUUUCUCCCAAAAUCACAAUUCAGCAUGUCGGCAACAGUGGGAGCCCCGCAACAGUUUAAGCAGCCCUCUCGAAAGGGUAAGAAAGCAUGGAGGAAAAAUGUCGACGUUACUGAAGUGCAAGAGGGACUCGACCAGGUUCGAGAAGAAGAGAUUAAAGGAGGUGUGCUGGCAGAGAAACCGUCCGAAGAACUGUUUAUACUAGACCCUACGGGAGAUGAGGAAGUUCAGCGAAAGGUUCAAAAGAAAUUUAAAUCUUUACGUGCCGAUGAGAUUAUUGCGCAGCGUUCGGCUAUAAGCGCAGUCGACAGCCGUAAGCGCCCGUCCAAUUCCAGAGUUACAGAUGGAGUUAUAGAGCCGAAGACAAAGAAAAGUCGAAGUGAUUGGGUAACUAGAGAAGAAUGGCUACGAUUGAAAAAGGUGGCACGGGAAGCCAAACUUGAUGAAACGUCAAUUCAGCCUAGUGUUGUCCAUGACCCAUGGGCGAUGGAAGCCAAAGAAGAGCAGGAAUUUUCCUUCCUGGAGAAAAAGAAGCCAGUCGUUGCCCCAAAGACUUUGUCCCAUGCACCUAUAUCACUAGCGGCUAAUGGUAAAGCGAUACCAUCGGUGAUAAAGCCCAAGGCAGGAACAAGUUACAACCCAUCCUUCCAGGAUUGGGAUGAACUUAUUACAAAGGAAGGAGAGAAGGAAGUCGAAGCUGAGAAAUUGCGAUUAGAUGAGCAGAAGAGGGAAGCAGACCGAAUCGCACGUAUUGAAGCAGCUGAAGGUGAUGAUGGGCAAAUAAAAUCUGACGACGAAAGUGUAUGGGAAGGGUUCGAAAGUGAAUACGAAGCUGAGUCAAUGAAGAAGAAACGACCUGAGAGGAAAACAAAGGCACAGCGAAAUAAAAUUUUAAGGAGGAAAGAGGCAGAGAGAAAAGCGAAGGCGGAGGCUAAAAUGAAGAAAAGGGAGCAGCAAGCUGCACAAGCUAAAGCAAUCUCAAAGCAGAUUGAAGAGAACGAGAAGGCAAAACUGGCUGUGGCCAAAGCUGAAGAAUCGUCUGAAGAUGACGAGCCUACCCUCCGCAAGCGACCAUUUGGUGGCAGAACUCCGUAAGUCUAAUCAUUAUGCUCCUAAUAUACCCAUCACUAACACGUAUCCAUAGCGUACCGGCCAAGCCGCUGGAGUUGGUUCUUCCGGAAGAACUUAAAGAUUCUCUUCUCCUCCUCAAGCCAGAAGGGAACUUACUAGCAGAUAGAUAUAGAACCCUGAUGGUCCAGGGCAAGCUAGAAGCCCGCAAUCCAAUCACACAGGCCAAAAAGGCAAAGAGAAAAGCAACGGAAAAGUGGACAUACAAAGACUUCAAAGUCCCAUCAGUUUGAAAAGGCCAAUCGCAAACUCUAGAUAUCGUUUUUGGCCCAAAGUGGAGGAUCAAGGGUGUUUAGGAGUUCCGGCAUUAUGUACAUACGAGAAAUGACUAGUCUUUAUCUCUUGUUAUACCAGCAAUCUCUCACUUAUCAUAAUCUUAAGAUCAUUAUUAUAUUGGAAAACAAUUGGGGAGCCUGUAUGUUCCAUUUUAAGGUUCUGCCCGCGUCUAUUUCCACGCGCCCACGAGGGCUAGACCAAAACGUUACAUAAUCAGUGAAUUGUUUGCACUGUUUGUAUCGAUGAUAAGACCUUCUGGCCUCAGAUUAAUAUUUUCAAGCCGCAAGCGACAGGGGGAAAAAAGGCAACAGAGG